AAAAUGUGCCCCAGGAGAACGUGUCCACGGGAUGGAAAUCAUCCUAAAUUAGAGUUGGUAAAAGGAAUCCCUUCAAAAUAAGACAUUUUAAACAAAACUCAUGAUCCUUUCCUCGAUUCUUUUGUCUUCAGUGAGCCAGACAUCUUCGCGGUAUCAGCUAUUUCAAACGAGUUUCUUUUCUAAAAGAAAAAAAAAAUACUUGAAGAGAAACGUUUUACCAGUCAGACGUUUAGGAAGUGUUAAUUUUGGGUUUGCUGAUUGGAAGUAAAAUAGGAAGAAAUACGGUCUGAAUCUGAGUUUUACAAUUAUGUUAAGAAAUUCAGAAAAUGCUGAUGAAAUACUUUUAGUCGUUUUUUGCACGAACCCGGUGUCCUUUUUAUUUUCAAGAGAGGAGAGGAAGAGAGACUUAUUUUUCUUGUCGGGUUUGUUUUUUAUUUUGAAUUUCCUGACAGGAAGUUGGGCUGCUUCCGAGUAGUUUGACGCCAGUGGCGGUGCUGCUUGCUGCUCACCGACCAGAGGACGCAUGGAGACCUCCGGCAGAGGACACCGAAGUCUCCCUGUCUCCUCCGCGCGUGCCGUCCUGCCUGGGGCCAGGUGAGACCAGCUGAGCCCACAGCAUCAUGGGAGGUUCCUCCUCCUCGUCCUCGCUGGUUGAUGAUGCCGAGGGCGAUGCUGCACCUCGGGGAGCAGCUCUGCCUCCCUCCCCCAUCAUGGGAUGUCUGAGGAGCAGCCAGAGCAGCUUCAUCCCACGGCAGCGCCCCAGGACCGGUCGACACCGAGAGCGCAGUUUUUCUUCUGGCUCGGUGCCCUUGCAGCGUAACCAGUGGGCCUGCGGCUGCUGCACUUUCCUCAACUCAGCAGGUGCCCCCCGCUGCUCCAUCUGUGAAGCCCCUCGGCGAGGAUCCAACACCCGCUGGCUGUGGCCUGGGACCAGCAAGGAGGAUGCUGGUUGGUCCUGCCCUUGCUGCACACUUGCCAACCACCCCACAAGCCUGGCCUGCUCUCUGUGCGGCUACACUCGACCUCUGAACCCGCUACUCGACUCCCCUCGGCCCCAGCUGCGACCCCAGCGCUCCAGCAGCUGCUCCGGACCCCUGAGGUUACCGUCAGAGCAGAGCCAGAAUCAGCCAGGAGGUGCAGAUAAAACCAGCCCGGGAUGGGACUGUCGGAGGUGCACGCUGCAGAACACACCUGCCUCUACGUCCUGUUCUGCUUGCGGUGGACCACGGAAACUGUCUCUGCCUCAGAUCCCAGCUGAGGCGCUGGUCAUCCCUGAUGUCUGCAGAGAGACGACAGCUCAGCAGCCAGAAGCUGCAGCAACAGCAGCAGCGGCGGCACUUUCACUCUCCAUAUCAACCCGAGGAGAGUGUUUACCAGUGGAAGCUUCAUAUCCAAACACAAACUCUACAGAGCUCAGUGAGCCGCCUUCGGGCAAUAAUGAUCCAGUUCCCUGCAGCCGCAGAGAGAUUCCUCCAUCAGAUGUUCACCUCACACAGGGAAAUAGCGCAAAAACCUCACAGCUCGCUGUUUCCCAAGCAGAGCUGCUGGUCGGCAGGAGGCUCAGCAUCCUCGAGGAGGAAAUGUCACCUCUGUCUCCUGCAUCAGGCGGCACCGUGACGUUUCCAGCUGCAGCACUUAUCAGCUCAGAGUCAGAGGAGUGGUCAUGUCCAGCAUGCACGCUCAUCAACAGGGUCAAGGACAAACACUGCCUGGCCUGUAACUCUUCUCAACAACACGUCAUACAUCUGAAACAGACAUCACAGAGGAGGAAGGAGAGCAAGCUGGUGGAGGCACUGCGACAGAGUGAUGAAGAGGAGGCCAGAGAGCUGUGGGAGAACAUCAUCAGCUUCUGCAGAGAGAACAGAGUGACCUUUGUAGAUGACAGCUUCCCUCCUGGUCCCAAGUCUGUGGGCUUCCCAUUGGACGACAGCGUCCAGCAGCGGACCAAGAAGUGGCUUCGGCCAGAAGAAAUCAGCUGCUCCAACAUUCGAGAACGGGGGGUCAAGUGGUCAGUUUUCAGCGCUCCACGCCCGUCGGACAUCCUGCAGGGACUUCUGGGUAACUGCUGGUUCCUGAGCGCCCUGGCGGUUCUGGCAGAGCGCCCUGAGCUGGUGGAAAAGGUGAUGGUGACCCGUCUGAUGUGUUCUGAGGGAGCGUACCAGGUGCGCCUCUGUAAGGACGGCUCAUGGACCACGGUUCUGGUGGACAGCAUGCUGCCAUGUGACGAGAACGGGCACCUCCUCUUCUCUCAGGCUCAGAGGAGGCAGCUCUGGGUACCUCUGAUUGAAAAGGCUCUGGCAAAGCUCCACGGCUCUUACUUUUCACUGCAGGCUGGCCGGGCCAUCGAGGGCCUGUCUACGCUAACCGGGGCCCCGUGUGAGUCGAUGCCCCUCCAGGUUAGUGCCACCAACCCUAAGGAAGAACCCGUCGAUACCGACCUGAUCUGGGCCAAAAUGCUGAGCUCCAAAGAAGCUGGAUUCCUGAUGGGGGCGUCCUGUGGUGGAGGGAACAUGAAAGUGGACGAUGCGGAGUACGAGUCUUUGGGUUUACGACCACGACAUGCGUACUCUGUCCUGGAUGUUCGGGAUGUCGACAGAAACAGGUUGGUGCAGCUGAGGAAUCCGUGGGGUCGGUUCUCCUGGACUGGAGCCUGGGGGGAUGACUGGCCCAGCUGGCCUCCACACCUGAAGAGAGAGCUGUGCGCCCAGCGAGCUGAGGAUGGCCUGUUCUGGAUGGACUUCUGGGAUUUUAUCAGGUACUUUGACUCGGUGGACAUCUGUAAGAUUCACUCUGACUGGCAGGAGGUUCGUGUUGCGGGUGCUUUCCCCCGAGGCGCUGAUGUUCCCUUGACGGUGGUGUCAGUGACGGUUCUGGAGAGGACAUCUGUGGAGCUGGCUCUGUUCCAGCAGGGCAGCAGGCGCUGGGACACAGCAGAGAGCCACUUGCUGGACCUGUGUGUGCUGUUGUUUCGUGUCGCCUACGACAGUUCUGGUACUCUGACGCUGGGUCGACUGCUGGCCCACAGCCGGCGCUCUGUCAGGAGGUUCGUGGGCUGUGAUGUCAUGCUGGAGCCGGGCGAGUACGCAGUUCUGAGCUGUGCCUUCAACCACUGGAAGAGCUCUGUCACCGAGAACGGAGUGAUUUGUGGCAGAACCACCAUGCCUGGUUACAUUCUGGCGGUCUACAGCUCCAGACAAGUGAUGGUGGAGCAGGUGACGGCCUCCAACACUACCGUGGCUGAUGCCGUCAUCCAGCUGGCCGAGGUCAAAGGAGAGCGCCACGAGGGCCGAGAGGGGAUGACCUGCUACUACCUGACGCAUGGCUGGGCGGGGCUUGUCGUCAUGGUGGAAAACCGACACCCGAGACACCACCUACACGUGUCCUGUGACUGCAGUGACAGCUUCAAUGUGGUGUCGACGCGCAGCAGCCUGAAAACCGUGGACAGCAUCCCUCCUCUGCACAGGUUCCCCGAGUGCAGCGCACACUUAACCCCAUCCUGUCUGACAGGCAGCGAGCUGGGAAGACCCGGCAUUUCAUUUUCUAACAUUAAAAAGUUCACCGAAGCUUCCUCCUUGUUCCAUUCCUGGUUUAGUUGUAACAGGAGUCUUUGUUUCCCAGGCAGGUGCUGGUGGUUUUGUCUCAGCUGGAGGGAAAUGCUGGCUUCUCCAUCACACACAGACUGGCUCACAGGAAGGCUGCUCAGGCAUCUCUGGGGAACUGGAGUCCCUCAAAGGCGUUGCACAGUCCAGCUCUGAGCCCAGAGACUGCUGGGCUGCACCAGCCGCGGCCACUGUGACCCCAGAACAGGAAGCGCCAGAACCAGUUAAAGGAACUGGAAACUUCUGACUGUGGAUAGGAUAGACAACAGGGUUAUUUUCUUCUCCAGACACGGGACUGUUUCUAGAAACACAUCUCUUAAAGCCUGAGCUGCUCAGCAGACAGAACAAAAAGACUUACUGGGAUGAACUUUAACCUGAUUGUUGUUUUACAAACUAGAAGAAUAUUCCCAACACCCAGAAUGGAACCCACUCAAAACCUCUAGUCAGUCCAGUUCUCUCUGAGCACAACAAACAAACACACUGGAUCAUUAGGAGCAGCUCUGCCUCUGAGAAAUGACUCGUGCAGAUGAGAUCUUUUAGGAACCACAUGAUGCACUUUAAGUCUCCCAUCAGAUCCAAACCGUCCCAACUGUACCGAUGAGAGAAGAGCAGAAGCUCAAGUGUUUCUGACAGACGUUGGUGUUUACUCUCCGAUGGGAUUUGGUCUUAUUACAGGAAGUCGUUUAGAUCAAGUGUUUAGGAAGGCGGUGGAGAGCCGCUGUGUGGAAGCAUUAGCACUUUAUGAAAUAAUGCUGCAUUUUUCUUUAACUUGGGUGUUUUAAUCGUGCAGGAAAAACAAAGUUUUAUUGUCUCACGUUCAUCAGAAUUAUAGAAUAAAAACUAUGCAAAUAU
Molecule: messenger RNA, 4451 nt
Organism: Nothobranchius furzeri (turquoise killifish)
Lineage: Eukaryota; Metazoa; Chordata; Actinopteri; Cyprinodontiformes; Nothobranchiidae
Product: calpain-15
Biological process (GO): proteolysis
Cellular component (GO): cytoplasm
Molecular function (GO): calcium-dependent cysteine-type endopeptidase activity
Source: RefSeq, a predicted model, not a curated record